Messenger RNA from Calidris pugnax (ruff), 4172 nucleotides. RefSeq names its product chromosome unknown open reading frame, human C9orf9 (gene SPACA9). The transcript has 3 exons. Gene Ontology annotation, cellular component: sperm flagellum; ciliary base; acrosomal vesicle. The record is from RefSeq and is a predicted model, not a curated record. The coding region runs from base 1 to 732 and encodes 243 amino acids. Lineage: Eukaryota; Metazoa; Chordata; Aves; Charadriiformes; Scolopacidae.
AUGAAUGAGGCAAAGGAGGCUCUAAGAAACAUAGAGCAGAAGUACAAGCUCUUCCUGCAGCAGCAGUUUACGUUUAUCGGAGCACUGCAGCACACCCGAGAGAACGCACAUGACAUGAUCAGACCCGUGGCAAGCAUCAGCCAGGUACAGUCCUACAUGGACCAUCACUGUAACAACGCCACGGACAGGCGUAUCCUCACCAUGUUCCUCAACAUCUGUAAUGAUCUAAGCAAGCUCUGCCACAAGCUGGAAACCGUGCACUCUGGAAACACCGUAACCAAUGACAUUUUGGAGAGGUGCAAGCAGCUCCUCCGCCACAGCAACGAUCUGAGCGCCAUCAGAGCCAAAUACCCCCAUGACGUUGUGAAUCACCUGAGCUGUGAUGAAGCAAAGAAUCAUUAUGGAGGUGUGGUAAGCCUCAUCCCCAUCGUUCUAGACUGCAUGAAGGAGUGGGUAGCCCACAUUGAGAAGCUGCCACAGCGCACGCCGUAUAAUGUGAGUGGUGGAAGUGCUAUCUCUGAGAAGAGGGAACCCCAGGAUGCACCAGCUAGGGCAACCACUUCCCAAACACCACAUUCUGGGCAUCUUGAGACUCAAAUCUCAACUAGUAACAAAGAUAAUGUACAAGUGCAGGGGAACGAGCAUGUCUGGAAGAAGAACCUAAAUGACACAGAAAAACACAGUGGGAAACGUAAAGGUCCCUGGAAACCACCAGGCAGACACGCCUUUUAAAGAAUCAAGGUUCAUGCAUCUUCUGCUUCCCACCUUUAAUCAGGUGGCUGAUUCAAGACAGUGAAUGAAUAGUAGAGAUUCUGCCUGAGUCCACUUUGUGAAGAUUAGCCCUGCGAGCCAGCCUUGCACAGAUACAUGCCCUCCCUUGCUGAUGUUUCCACUCUCCUACUUAAAGAAGCCGUGCCCCAAGUGAAGUAGCUGUAACACUACAGCUGGUCCCUUUGACCAGUGCUGCGGUAGCAGGGGACAGGCAGGAGCAAUCAGGUUCCAAUCACUCAGAUAGAAAUCUUGGGCAAGCAACUUCAAACAGGAUUUUAAGCUUCCUCAGCCUUUUUUCUGAGGAGCACCCACUCACUGGCUGAAGCCGGAGGUGUAAAGAACCUACAUGUCUGAAGGUCAUGAUGCAGAGCAGCAAAAGCCUCUCCUUAUAGAUUCAGAUAUUUGUUUGAGAUUUAGACUUGUCCCUAAAGUCCCUUCACCCCCAUUGAAAUUGCCUGGUUAUUUGAUCAAAGAAUCAAAAUCUAUAGGACACUAAUGAUGUCUCCCUUACAUGCCACUGGCUACAGGAAAGGUCAGCACACUUUAGCUGCACUGACUGGGCUCUGCUGCAUCCUUCUUGCAGGACUGCUGCCUUCUCACACCCUUGCCAGCACACACCACUCACAACAUCUUCCCUUACACUCGUUUGACUCUUUUGCUGCCAGAGCUAGAGAUGUAAAGGAGGACAAACUUCAUUUUUCACUUAGUUUGGUGUACUGACAAUACCCAAACUUGAAUAAAACACCCCUGUCCUCCCCAGAGCUCCGUAAAGCCAACAAAGUCAUUUCUAGUCAAUAUGAUUCAUGGGAAUCUGGUGGGAGCAGAGAGACUGAGAAAGCUGUGGCCAUUUUCAGACCAUUCCUUUUCACGUUGCAAGUUAAAAUGUCUGUGCUUUCCCUUUUUCGAGAUGAGAAUCCAGCUUGCCUUGCUUUCAAGGAUGUUAGGAGGCUUAGUUCAUUUGAAACAGUCUCAUGCUGCUUUUAUACCAGCACUUUAUGAUCUCAGCACAGUGACUAGACCAGUGCAGAGCACAGCUUCAUUUCCAGUCUGCUUAGAGAGAGGCAGCAGAGUCCCAGGCUCUCCCCAUUUUCUGGAGCUGGUGUGCAUUUUUGGUGGUGCUUUUAUUCAAGCACUGUUAAGUACAGAACUUAAGAUUUCAAUAAUGUGGCGUGUCUUCCCUGUCUCUGACUGCUCUUUUCCCCUCACACAGGCAAAUUAGCUCCUGUCCUUUGCUUCUUGCUGGAAGACACUGCUGAAUAAACAACUUCCCCUUGCAUACCUGGCUCAGUUUGCUAAAAUUGUUAGAAAGCUUUUGCCUUAAGAUGACCAGAUUUUGGCAACAAGCAGCCAAAAAAGAAGGGAGAUUAAUACAGAGGAGGGAACACAGGAAGGAAUGUUAGCUCAGAUGAAAUGGGAAGUGUUUUCAGGAGCAUUUAUUUGUAUUCCUCACACAACCCCACCUUCUUUGGCACUUUUUUCCCCUUCCCCUGUCCACGCGUGCUGCAAUGCAAUACACCUAUCCAUGCUGCAGCAGAAGCCUAUCUUUAGGAGACAUCAUGAUCCAACUGAAUAGAACCUUGGUGAAUUCCAAAGGGUAAUGAAGCUCACCAGGGUCACACAGAGACACUCAGGCACUACUGGGGUCACAGCCAGCAAAAUGUGACCGUUGCCCUCUCAGGCUUUACUGGAGCACCCUGUUUCAGAGGCAGCUUCAGGCAGCGAAAUCGAAGUUGGUUGCAGCUGCCCUGUUGUGUUUCAUGGUGCAAAGACAAGUGUCUGAUGACAGCUGCUGUCUUGGGAAGCUUUUCAGAACAAGUACACACUGCGUGGACACUUGGGGACACAAGAGACGCUAUUCCCAGAUCUUGUUUCCGACCUUCCUCACCCUGUUGUAUGGUUUAAAUUUGAACACACAGGCUCUGAUGAGGCCAAAAUUAUCCUCCAGUUUGUAAUUCACUUCCAGCUUUCCCAGCACAGCACAAAUUACUUGUCAGGAUGGUCCCAUCAAACCCUGUCCACCACCUCCUCACCCUGCUCUUCAAAAUGCCAACGCAGGUGUCCAUUUGUACUUCACCAAGGUAGCGACACAUGCAAGAAACACAGUUCCCAAACCUUAAUAAAAUUUCUGCCCUGGCCUUAUCCUUUCAAACAGUCUUAAGAGGCAAAAUUUUAAGACAUAAGCAGAAAAAUGAGAGCAUAAAACUUGCAGUCUGAGGCUUGGUAAUGACAUGACCAGAAUCUGCUGGAAGACUGCAAAGUUAAGUCUCACAAAAACAUCUAGACAAAUUACUUAAUUUCCAUACAAGUUCUCCUCUUCCAGAGUGGAUGGACACUUCAAAAGACAAAAAGGUACAGCAAGAAUUGUUUUUCUCUAUUACAAAUCAAGCUGUUUGAAGAAUUUACAUAAACAGGAUGUAAAUGCCAAACACAGAAGUGCAAUAAAGUUUUAGUUUAGCCUCCGUGAGCAUAAAAUUCCAAGAUACACACUGAGAAACCAGGCAGGGCACCAAAGUGACUUACCUAGAGAUCUGUCAGGUAGGCCAGGAAAUAAAUGCUGCUUUUUCGUUCAAAGACUGAAAUAGCAAUAGGGGCUGCUAGUAGAUGAUCUCAACAGAAACCAGGCAUCUCCAGGCUAUAAAUUACCUCUGUGCUCCCCUUGAUUCAGCCAAGGGUCAAAAUCAGGCUUUGCUCAGCCUGUAACCAGACCAAAGUACCCUCCACGUUACACACCUGGUCCUAGGAUCUCCCAGACAGAGCAGGGGGGGUUUGGCUCAGACCCCAGGGAGUGAAGAUCAAUUGUUGGAAGUGGUGGGGGGCUCUUAGGGAAUGAGAAGGGGCGAUUAAAGGGAGAAGGGAAACUCAGCAUCCCAAAAAUCUGUCAUUAAAACCAAUGUAGAGCAAAGUGGUGGCUUCGUGGGGCCUCUAGUGGCCGCAGGCGGGAAGCAGUGGGGCGAGGGAUGGGGCGAGUGGGGCCAGGGCUCCCCGCACCCUCACAUUACCAGCCAGAGGGCAAAGGCUCUUAAAAGCCAUUUUUAACAGGUUCCAACAAUUCAGCCCCAAAUCGAGAGGGGGGUUUGAGGUUUGUGCACAGGCUGCGGCCCCACAAAUCCCCCAGGAGACAGGGGUGGCUGUGGGACCAACCACCCCCCACCGCUGGGAUUUCAGGAGUGCAAUGGGUUGUCCCUGUUCUCACCAGCCCGGUCGGUCAGGUCACCACUCUAUUAACACACCGUGACCAGCAGGAUGGCUCUGAACUCACUGGGUGGUGGUGGUGCAGCACCAGUUUGAACUGGGCUUUCAGCCGGGUGAAAACCAAGCAGCAGCCACCGCCGAGACAGAGCACGGAGCACUUGGAAGAGCCCAUAAAUAGUUUGGCAGCCAUUAAAGAUCAGCCACCGAGU